AUGAUCCGACCUAAUGGCCUCGUGUCAUUCCUGAUUUGUUACUUGCUCAUGAUUUUGAGUUGCACACCAUUGCGAUGUUCUGCACUCGAAAGUGCUUUCCCUCCUGGAUACCCGAAUAUUGGAGGGCCUCCCGGCUACACAGCAGCCCAGCGGCAGGUCUUCUUGAAGACGUUCCAAGACGGACUUGAUCUGGCGAAACACACUGUUCUCUUCUGGCCAUGUGAUCCUGCCAACGACGAGAUAUACACUCGUUAUUUCGAUCCUGCGGACGCCACCUUCGUGAAUCAGAUGUUCCGAGCAAUCGCGAAUAUCGACUUCAACCUGGACUUGACGGAUCCGCAAAAUGUCGCCCAGCUAGUCUCUCAACCAGCAACUUGGAAUGAGAAGUUGUCGAGAUUGUCUAUUCACUUCAUGGAGGACCACCCAGGUGUGGCACAAAUUCCAGCCCCAGUACGCGGCCAUGGAUCUUGCCAACCAAGGUUUACCGCCGCCUAUGUGGUCCCAACCGAUGGCGGUCGAUCUGCGCUGAUGUCGGUCUGCCCGUGGGCUUACGUGGUUUACCCAUUCUUGCACGACAUCCAAAAUCCUCCUGCAUGGGCUGUGGAUCCAAGCAAAGACCAAAGCAAAGGACCGCAAUACUACGAUGGGUAUGGGUGCGAAAGUCUGGGUAUAUCUGACAGCUGGCUUCUGUACAGUCUUUCAGCCAUGAUGCUGCACGAGCUCAUGCACUUUCCUGGUCUAUUCGAAGAUGUCCCUGGCUACGCUGAUCAUAUUACGAUUGGAAUCUCCAAAGAUAUCAAUCACAUGAUCGGGGACUUCAUUGGUCCAGCUCCCCCCGACGGCUAUGGCCCCUACAAUGCCAUGCUAAUCAACCGGCUUCAGCCGAAAGAUGCGAAAGGACUUGCAUGGAAGGGCAUUUGGAAUGCCGAAAACUUCGCCGCCUAUGCUGCCAGCAAAUACUGGUCAGAAGGCUGCGGAAGGACGUUCAAAGAAUGUCCCAACCCCACGGCUGCUGACCCAUUUGAACGACACCAACCUCAAUGGCCCUUCUGGUCUUAA
Messenger RNA from Exophiala xenobiotica, 1059 nucleotides. RefSeq lists its product as uncharacterized. The coding region runs from base 1 to 1059 and encodes 352 amino acids. The record is from RefSeq and is a predicted model, not a curated record. NCBI's taxonomy places the organism in Eukaryota, Fungi, Ascomycota, Eurotiomycetes, Chaetothyriales, Herpotrichiellaceae. The transcript is spliced from 2 exons. Gene Ontology annotation, molecular function: metallopeptidase activity.